AACGAGAUGUCUGGCUGUCAGGAAAAGGAAGUGAGCAAGAUUUUGAAGAGUUCCAAAUUAGCCAGUGAAACUUGUGACGGAAUUGUUGUAAUUCGGAGGGAGGAAACAUGUAAACAUAACCAGGAUUCUUAAUGAGGAUGAAAGCGGAGGGAAAGUCGAGGUAUUUGUCCCAAACUCUGGUUAGAUUUUCCAAUAAUAUACUGAAUACCCAUAUUCAACUUUGACAUUUCACCUUUUACCAUCCCCUCUUUGAAGUAAAAAAGGUCAUACAAACAAUCGAAGCAUUUGUAUGCAAAACCACAAGUACAAAAUUCUGCACCACUGUUUUAAGCUUAAACCCCACAUGUAUUCAAACCUAAAUUCACGCCUGUAUCCGAUGCAUUAUGGUUGACAAGGUAGCACAAAGUUCCUCUCGAAUUCCUGUUCCAAGGUCUGGUAGCAAUUCUUCCCCUAGACUGCUUCCAAAUGGAGAAUGUGGAUCGGACGAAGGCAUUCCUGUAAGUCCUUCGGAAUGCGACUCUUUAGAUGCCAAAACUUCCAAUGGGGAUUAUAGCGUUGUUGAUGGGGAUGUAUUCCUUGAAAAGGGUUCUUCUCAAAAAGUGCCAAAGGCUGUAGUUCCCAAAGAGCUGAUUAUAGAUAAGAGAAAGAUUUCCAAGAAUGGUGAUUCUAACAAUGACAAAGGUUUUGAAACUUUUCUCAUGACAGGAGAUAUGAUUAUAAAAACAAAUCCUUCUCUGAAGGUUAAGCAUUUAGAACAUGGCAUAGAAAGACAUCAUUCAGACAGUUCACCAUAUUGUGAAAAAGUUGAGAAAAAGACUUUCAAAAGGUCUGCUUCUUCUCCUGAUCAAAGUGCUUUCACUGGUGCUAAAUCCCUUACACAUGAAAACGCUACAAUGGACAAUCUUUCUAAGGCCUUACAAGAUGAACUUGAAGAUAGUUUAAUGAAUCGCAAGGAGUCUGCAGAGUCAGGCUUCGAAGAGCAAGCGGUGCAUUCAGACACUGGCACGCUUGAAAAGAGAGAAAAACUUGCAAAUGAUCCUACUAGUGUAAGUGAUCUGUCUGAAGUUGACUCAGAUGAUCUCCUUGGAAAUAUGGUUGGUUCACAAACUUCCACAAAAUGCAGUAAUGUCUCUUCUGUAUCCACACCGUCAGAUUUAAGAUCCGAUAUCUCAGCCAAUACUGUCCUUCAACAAGAGGUCGAACCUCUAAUAAAUGAUGAUAGUUCUAGUUCUAGCAGUAUUGACCUCUCGUCCAGUGAAAGCUUUUCAGAGGAGAUGUCCCAUGAAAUGAUCUUUGAGAGGAGCCUUUCGGAUUCUGGUGGUAUGUCACCUGUUUAUCAAAAGGAUGUAAAAAGCCUCCUUGCUAGUAAAAGUUCUGAAAAAAUUAUAAUCCGAAAACAAUUAAAACAGACUUUAAAUGAACAUCAGAGUGUAAGAGCAAGUAAGAGUCAGGAGAAUUAUGUAGGUGAUGAUUUAACAUUUGUCAGUAUUGAUAUAGAUGAUACAGCUUAUUCAUUAGACCAAAUACCGACAUGUGAAACUCCAACUAAAGAUGAGUAUAAACCCUUUCUUGUAGAUCUGACUCAUACAAAAGAUUACUCAAUAACUGUUAAACAUGACAAGCCUAAGAACGCUAAAGCAGCAAAAACUAGUGAACAAACUGGUAGACCAUCAGACAUUGCAGAUGAGCGUGUAUUCAUGCCAGGAUUUGUCAAGUUAAGUGAUUCUGUCCAAGGAAGUCAUGAUGAUGAUACUGGUGAUGAUGUGGAUAGUAUUGUUGUGAAUGAUUCUGAUGUAACACCUGCUCAAGAAUCUCAGGGAGUCGGAAUAGAUAGUGCUGAUAUUGAUAGUGGUGCUUUAGAUUCUAGAUUAGAAACUCCUGAUGAUAAUGGAGAUAUUGAUGAAGAUGAUGAAUUUGAUGAAAGUAUCAACAGUGGUAACAGGUCAGACUUUCAUGGGAGUGAUAACUAUUAUGAAGAAGAACCUACAUUUCAUACUGACGAUCUAUUUGCUCUUCCUCCUGUUAAAAGCGUGGACCGUCCAUCCGCCCAAAGACUGGCAAAGCGUCUUUUUAACUUAGACGGGUUUCGGAAGAUGGAUGUGGCCCGACAUCUGUGUAAAAAGAAUGACUUUAACAUACUGGUUGCUGAGGAAUACCUCAAAUUCUUUGACUUUGCGGAAGACAGCCUCGAUGCGGCCUUACGGAAAUUUCUGGGACAGUUCUCCCUCAUCGGGGAGACACAAGAGAGGGAGCGAGUGUUGGCCCACUUCUCACGACACUACAUUGAGAGCAACCCCGGGACUUACAACUCUGAAGAUGCCUGCCAUACCUUGGUGUGUGCCCUCAUGUUACUGAACACAGACCUUCAUGGCCAGGCUGUUGGUCGGAAAAUGGCUUGCAGUGAGUUUAUCGAGAACUUGGCUGAUCUGAAUGACGGGGCUAACUUUCCGAAGGAGGUUCUCAAGUCACUGUAUAACGCAAUCAAAGCUCAACCUAUUGAAUGGGCCCCAGAUGAGGAAUUCCAGGAUACAGACCAGACAGGUGGAGGAAGUGACUCUAAAAGCCUCACCCAAUCCGGCCCCACCCCAAGCCUGCCUCACCUACCUCCUGUUGUAGGGAGAAACCCAUUUCUAGAUGUUCCAGAUCCUGAGCACACUACAGAAUACAAGAGGGGCUACAUCAUGAGAAAAUGCUGUGUGGACCCGGAUGGAAGAAAGACUGCGGUGGGCAAAAGAGGCUGGAAGAUGUUCUUUGUUGUGUUACGUGACAUGAUCCUCUACUUGUACAAGGACGAACAAGCCCUAAAGAAGUCGCCCACACUCGGAUCUCACAACGCCAUUCGCAUCCAUCAUUGUUUAGCCUCCAAGGCAUCUGACUAUAGUAAAAAACAGCACGUGUUUCGUCUACAGACUGCGGACUGGGCCGAGUAUUUAUUUCAAACCUCAAACACAAAGGAGUGUCAAGAAUGGAUUGAUACUUUGAAUUUUGUGGCAGCAAGUUUGUCUGCCCCGCCCUUACCAGGGGCUUGUGGGUCACAGAAGAAGUUUCAGAGACCCCUGCUUCCAGCUUCUUAUACUAGACUAAAUAUGCAAGGCCAGCUAGCUGGUUUACAAGAACGGCUAAAUCUGGUAGAGUUAGAUCUGCAGGAGCAUCGACAGUUCCCACCGGAGAAGGGUUCCAAGGCCAGCGCAAUUCAUUACUUUGUGGAGAAGGAAACCUAUCUCUCUUCUGAGAUUGCCAGAUUAAAAACAUAUAUUUACUUGCUACAAUCCAAACUGGCCUCUCACACUGAACUGGAGCCAUCCUUGGUAGAAACAACCAUUGGGGAGGAUGAAGAAGGAAUUAAGGGAGUUAAUUCAAAUAGUCAUGUGGGAGUGACUUCCCCUGCCCAGACAAAAGCACCUGUUCAGAGAAGCCUUUCAGAUAGAUGAAAUCCAACAAAUGAUGUGCCAUAUUUUAUAAGAAUUAUGAAUAAGAAUUUCCAUAAAAGAAUCCUAUGAAUUAUGUCAAGGAUCUGACUGAAACUGGUCAUUGACUAUGCAAGUUACCGAUGCCGAUAAGCUCAAAUGGUAUAGCGUCUGACUCACAUCGCUCAGGGAGUGUGUGAGUUAACCAGGCCAGUAAGCUCAGUUGGAAGAGCAUCUGACUUGCAAGCAGGGUAGCCGGUUUGAUCCUCGGACUGGCUGCAUUCCUAUUUGAGCCUUUGAGGAUUAUAUUAUAACACUCAGUUAAUUUUUUAAAAAAUCAUGUGCUAAUUUUAAACAUUUUUGCUACCAUAUAUACCUGUACAAUACCAAAGACUUUUGUUGUUCAUGAAAAAUAACUUUAGUUUUUUCAUGAUCAUUUGUUUUUUUACAGUGAGUAAACACUUGUCUCAUGCACAUACUAUUAUUGAACAUAUCAGAUUUUAUCUAAAUGCUUGACAGUAUCUAACACAAGUGUUCUCCAUAAGAACCGGGUGCUGGCCAAAAUGGACGGUUCCAAUGGCAUUUGGGCUGUUUCAAAUUUUGAAAAAUAAGUAAAUAUUAAGUAGAUUAAGUAGGAGCUGGUUGGUUCCUUGACUAUUUGAGAUGGUUCAUACGAAACUUAUUGAGAACCCUGCUAACAUUCAGUAUUAAAAAGAUUUUUGCAAAUUGGUGUUUAGUAUGGAAUGUAUUUUAUUUACCUUAUAAUCAGCAUAUCAGCUAUUAAGCCUAAAUUAUAGUCAGAAAUUUAAACAUUUAAACAUUGUAAAUGAAAAUAGACUUUAAUACUUAUUGCACCUGCUGCUUGAGUGUUUUACAGUAUUUCCAAAAGCUCAACACACAUUUUAUGUAUGAUUUUAAUCAUGAGAGUUUUCGGUAGAAACUGAUUUGUACCACAUUGGCAAGCUUACUGUGCAAUAAAGUAGCAUGUCUAUAUUGAAAUUACAUUGUAAAUAAAUAUGCAUGCUAGUUAUUGCACAGUAAUUGACUUCAGCCUUCUCAUUGGUUACUCACGGUUCUGAUUAGAGAAUCAAUGCAUAAUAUUUAUUGAAAAAGAAACCAGUAUCCAAUACAUAAAAAUAAACAUUAUGAGAUGGUUGAUCAUUUUAUAGAUGGUUAAACAUUAAUUUGAAGAUAAUAUAACCAGGGAAAUAGAUCCAAUUCGUUAUUUCAUUCUUAUAUCAUACUUUUUUUUAUACAUUUAAUGUUGUACCAAUUUUUUUUUUCCAUUUUGGUUUAUUCUCAGAUUUGUACAGGGUAUUAAUUUAGUUAUUGCUACAAGGUGACAUUAACAUGAUCUGAAUAUAAGAUGUAAAUACUCUAGCACUACUCCACUGCUUUACUGGUUUAGAUAUAUUGCUGGUCGUCAAUAUAUGGAAACAUUUUAAUAUCUGAAGUAAAGAAAUAUUCUUAUGGUUUUACUUACUGCUCCUCUGCUUUUCCAAGGAAAAAAAAUGUCUUGAAUAUUAAGAUUAGAAGUCUUGCCUCAUGGCAUUGGUGGUGUCAUUGGCCACGCUGGUUUUAUCUCGUCUGUACUUGAAAGAACAGAAGCCAGGGUAUUGUGAUAGCAUUGGUGUCAUCGGCCUCAUCAUUGUAAUAUGACUUUUUCUAAUGAAACUUGGUACACAUGAUUCCAUUGACAAUUCGGGCAUGUAUACCAACGUCCAAAACUCUGGCUUUUAGGUUUUUUUAAGUUAUACCCCUUUUUAGGCUGAAAAAAACAACAGUGUUGGCACUCACUCCUUGGCGUUUUUUUAAAUUUAAUUUCUAGAAGUGUGGAAGCAGAUUAUGCAAAUGACAUGCAUACUUGAAAUAAAAGAAACUCCUUUAUUAUAUAUUUUGAACUGUUUGUAUAUGAUUUGCUUACUUUUAUAAUUAGGUCAAGAAGCGUAGAGAAUUAUCCAACCAGCACUGCCCUUAGUACACUUGUUUGACCAAUCAGAAUGUUUGUUUCAUCUGGGUAAGACACGUCUGAAACCAUUGCUGUGAUUGGUCCCCCUGUAAAUGUGUUUAAUGGCUGAUGAAGUUUGUUUAACUUUGAAUGAUUAUGGUCAUUUUUUGUUGUGUUAUAUUCAUGUGUUUUACAUUUCGUUCAUACUUUUUUGUUGCAUUGUGACAUUAGUUCAUUUAGAAAUGCUGAUACCAUUUGUGAAUAUAUACAACCAUCUUUGAAAUAAAAUUUUAACAUGAUUUGUGUCUUGUAUUUGAUAAACCAAAAGUAUAAAAAUAUGCAAAGCAUGGUCCCCUUUCAUGCAUGUUCUUAUAUUUCAUAUUAUGUAUAAAAAAACAUCAGUAAGGCAGCAAUUAAUAAAAAAGUUGCUUUGGUGUUUCCAUACUUAAAUGUUAAGUUGUGGAUGGGUAAGUUGUUUAUUUCGUUGUGAUUUUUUUCUGCGUAACCACUUGAUUCUAUCAUAGUACUAAUCACUGAAGAAGUAAAGCCUGCCGUCAUAUUUUUUAGUAAGUCGGGAAACACCAUUUUUUUUAUAUAAAUUUUUGUCUUUAGUAAAGUGACAUUGUUUUCAUGAGGAAAUUCUAACAGUGCAUGUUUCAAGUGUUUUAAGUGUUUGAAUGUAAAUUUUGUAUAUACACUUGUUAUUUUAAUUAUCAAACAAUAUGUUAAUUUAAGCAUGCUUUGGAAACUUGACCCUCGUGUUCAUAAUGUCCUGUCAUGUAUCUGUGCAUGAUGUUUCAUUGAUAAUUAACUUAUUCUCAAACACACAUACAUGAUGAUUAUAGAACAGUCAAUGCUAGGUGUGGUACAUCAAUUCUGUACUGUAAUGUUGCUAACUACCCUAUGGCAUUGACACCGAAGCUGUCACCUUUGCAAAUAAAAUAAAUUCACUUUAUAUUUCAAGUUUAAGAUUUAUUUUAUUUUCAAAGGUGGCAGCUUGGUUUUCUUGAA
This is a messenger RNA of Mya arenaria, 6366 nucleotides long. RefSeq lists its product as uncharacterized. Lineage: Eukaryota; Metazoa; Mollusca; Bivalvia; Myida; Myidae. Gene Ontology annotation, molecular function: guanyl-nucleotide exchange factor activity; protein binding; phospholipid binding. The record is from RefSeq and is a predicted model, not a curated record. Gene Ontology annotation, biological process: regulation of ARF protein signal transduction. Bases 384 to 3431 code for a protein of 1015 amino acids. The transcript has 12 exons.